GGCAGGGCGCGAGGUAUCAUGGAGGAUCAGUAGGCGAACUGCGGCCAUCAGAGGAGAGCAGCGACCGCUCUGAUCCCCGGGAGUUCCUCAACUGUUCACCGACCGCCGUUCAGCCGCCGCCGCGCAGAUACCUCACAAUGGACAUGAAGAAGAGGAUCACUUUAGAGCUGCGGAACCGGAGCCCGGCGGAGAUAGCAGAGCUGGUGGUAGAUAACAGUCGCUCUGCAGACGGGGAGGUUGAAGGUCUGACAGACGAGUUCACGGAGCUCGAGUUCCUCAGCAUGGUCAACGUGGGUCUGAGCUCGCUGGCUAAACUGCCCUCACUGCCCAAACUACACAAGUUGGAGCUCAGCGACAACAACCUGUCUGGUUCUCUGGAGACUCUCUCGGAGAAAUGUCCCAACCUGACCUACCUCAACCUGAGCGGGAACAAGAUCAAAGAGCUGAGCAACGUGGAGGCGCUGCAAAACCUGAAGAGCCUCCAGAGUCUGGACCUGUUCAACUGUGAGAUCACGUCUCUGGAGGACUACAGGGAGAGCGUGUUCGAGCUGCUGCCUCAGGUCACUUACCUGGACGGCUUCGACCAGGAGGACAACGAGGCGCCGGACUCCGAGGCCGACGACGAUGAAGACGAGGACGGCGAGGAAGGGGCGGGGCCGACCGGUGACUACGACGAGGAGGACGACGAAGACGAGGACGAGGAUGGCUCUGAGGGAGGAGAGGUGGGACUGAGCUUUCAAGUGAACCGGGGAAAUCAGGAGGAUGACGAGGAUGAGGAUGACUAUGCAGAGGAGGAGGAGGAAGAGGACCAGGUGGGCGUUCAGGGAGAGAAGAGGAAGAGGGACGUGGACGACGAGGGCGAGGAUGAUGAUGACGACGACGACGACGAUGACUAGUCCGUCAGUCUCCUGUCCCCUCCCCCCGGCUGUUGUCCUGUCCCGUUCCUGUCCGUCUCAGUCCACCUUCGGACCCGACCUCUGCCAGACCACAACGAACUCUGCCAGCAGCAGGAAGCGUGUUUCAGUCUGUAGCUCACGGCUUUAUUCUAGAUCUUAUCAAAACUUCACCCUUUAAACCUCCUCCCCGCCUCCUGGACUCUGAUCCUGGACUCUGAUCCUGGACUCUGAUCCUGGACUCUGAUCCUGGACUCUGAUCCUGGACAACUUCCUGUUAGCACAAAACCAGAAUGAUGUCACUAACUCAGAUCUUUCCUCCGGUUCUUCCUGCUCGCGUCACGCUGCCGACGACUCGCGCUAACAUCAGGUGUAUUUUCUUCUUCAGGGACCGGACGCUCACUCCGGGAGAAACAAACUUCUGUUCUACAGCUGGAGAGAGCUUCCCAAUCCAGAUCAGACCAGAAGACUUCUGAUCGGAUCCGUCGGUCCCGGUUCCACUCUAUUGUGUUCCAGCUGUUUGCUAGCAGUGAUGCUAACGAGGCUGAAUCGACGUCACCGUGUACACUGUAAAACAUCUGUAUUUCACAUUACUUUAUUUUAUUUUGAAAAUCAGUGAGUUGUGAAUCUGAUUGUUUAUUAUUUGCUGUUUGAAAAUUAAACAGUUGCAAUUGAAAACAUAAAAUUUUAUAUAUAUAUAUUCAAUAUGAAAUACAGAUGUUUUUGUUUCCAAAACUUAAAAUGUUUUUCUAAAAGAUAAUUAUUAUUAAUUAUUUUAAGUUGAAAUAUUCAGAAAAUAUUUCCAAACAAAAUAAAAGAAUAUUGUGAUUAAACAUUUAGAAUUUUAAUAUGAAAAGACUUUCAUAUUAAUUCUCAAAGUGUUCCCGCCGUGUUCCCGCCUCGCGGCGCUCUGUGUGAGAAUGAAGGAGCUGCACGUAAGCGGCGGCGGAUAAUCCGCUCUGAAGUCUUCUGGUCUGUUCCGGGUUUAUUUGUCUGCUUUCUACGAGCGGGAACCGUCCAGCCUUCCGCAGUUUCAUCGCAGCUUUCAGGAAAACCCGGAGCCUCGAAAGUCUCGAGCCGUCUCGCAUCAGGAACUUCCUCCUUACCGGCUCAACAAACAGGAAGCGAUGGCGUUCUCAGGAGAGCGGGGCCGGUUCCAGCAUAUCAGACCGGACCCACAGUCCAAGAUGAUCCACGAUCAGAACCCGGUUCUCUCUCUGCAGCCAUAUCUGUUCCCAGACUCUGAAACCGGAGAGGAGAGCGCCCCCUUCAGGACCCGUCGGGGACGUCACAUGAUUCAGGAUCUUCCAUUCGCCGUCACGUGUGAACCCUUUAGUCCCUGAACUGGAUCACAUUGACUCCGCUGUCUGCGCCGUUAGAAACUCUCCGUAGAGCUCCGUGUUCCCAGUGUGUGUUUGAUUUAUCGUAGGGGGUUUCCAGGGGGGGUUUCCAGGGGGUUUCCAGGGGGGUUGGGGGGCGGGGGGGAGGAAAUGUUAGUUCUGAUGUGUUUGUUGUUUUUGUCCCUGAAGAGUUUUUGUUUGUUUUUUUAGUUUGAUGUGAAAGCGAGCGGCUCGUCCUCAACCCGCCCGUCCCCUCGCCAUGCUCAGACCGCCGCCGUGUCACACUUCAGGCUCCGCCUCCUAAAAAAAGACCUGAACCCACAGCUCCCCGAGUCUGCACUUGAAUGCACCUCGCAUUGACGGGUGAGCAGUGGAUUGUGGGAAACGGAGGUUGUAAUGGACUCAGUCUGCGAUGGAGGCGGAGCCUGAAAGAGGACACACCCGUGGCGUCUGAUUCAGGUGUCGCUGCUCAGCGUGGGAUUCCGCGGCCACGCGAGCAGCAACUUUUUACUUCCUGUAGUCGUGUUAAACGGGACCGACCCCGAGCUCACAGGAAGUAAAUCAUCCAAUAAGAUUAUAAAUAAUCAAUACGUUGAUUUCCGUCCUGGCGAGUCGGCUGUCGGUCCCGAUGAAGCAGCUCUGACGGCGAAUCAAACUGCUGUAAAGUUUCCUCUCGUUUACACUCUUAAAAAUGGGUUAGCAGCUAACGUUAGCUCAGCUUGUUUCUCUGAUAACUUCCAGACGUCCGACAGCAAGAUGUAAACAGUGGAUGGUAAACAGUCCGACAGCUCGCAGCUACUGAAGCUUUAAACGGAGUCUGUAACCACGACUGUAGCUGACGCCGGGCAGCCAUGUUUGUUUUGUCUUCAGGCGAUUCGUCCGAUUUAUCGUAACUUUCUGAAACGUUAUUUACGAUUUUUAAGAUCUGCUCUUCUGUCGGAGACGUCCUCUGGAGGAAGGUUUGGUGUAAGCGGGCGAACGGCGGCCGUGGAGUCAUUUUUAAGAGUGUAGAGGUCAAAGGUCGCGUCGGUGAGCUGCUGAGGUCAGUUUUAACUGGUUUUUAAGGCAAUAUUGUAAAUAGACUCAGUUUCAGGUUUGUUUUUAUUGUUUUUAAAGAAUUAAAUCAUUUUACAGAUGUUUGUUUUUUCUGCAGCGAGGUGAUAGUUGACCCACGUCUUUGACCUUUGACCCCGUUUACUUCCUCCCUCGUCCCGUCUGUGGGGAAACUGUGUUUGACUUUGUGGUGUAAUUAAACAUAUUGAGGGGUUUUGAAUUAAAAAAAUACAAAAGGAAAAAAA
This is a messenger RNA of Dicentrarchus labrax (European seabass), 3531 nucleotides long. It is a transcript of the gene anp32e, whose product is annotated as acidic (leucine-rich) nuclear phosphoprotein 32 family, member E. The transcript is spliced from 7 exons. The coding region runs from base 138 to 896 and encodes 252 amino acids. Gene Ontology annotation, molecular function: histone binding; phosphatase inhibitor activity. NCBI's taxonomy places the organism in Eukaryota, Metazoa, Chordata, Actinopteri, Moronidae. Gene Ontology annotation, cellular component: nucleus. The record is from RefSeq and is a predicted model, not a curated record. Gene Ontology annotation, biological process: regulation of apoptotic process.